AUGACGACUAAGACCAUCCAUGAGAACUCGCAAUUCCAGAAGCCCUCCUCUCUACGUUGGACGUGGGAGUCACCCGGUGGAGGGUACCGUGGUGAAAUAGACCACAUCAUUGUCAAUAAAAAGUUCUGCCUGACGGACGUCGCUGUUGUACCAAAGUUCUAUACGGGAUCGGACCAUGGCCUCCUCCGAGGAAGAUUUUCCUUUACAAGGAGAGCAGAGAAAGCCGCCAAGUUCAGAGAGAGAAAUCCCAGAACUACCAUCAGCUGGGAUCCCUUCGCUACGCUAGCCGGUUUUUGGGAAUAUUCCGCAAUGGACAACGAGGAAUAUGACCGGCUUGUUGAACACCUUCACGACUGCGCGAAGAAGGCUGAGAGUUUUAAAACCACCAAGAGACGCCUAUCUCUUGUCUCUAAAAAGGGAGAUCCAGAUGACAUCGGCAACUAUCGUCCAAUCUGCUUAUUGUCCGUCAUCUACAAGCUCUUUACAAGAAUGAUCUUUAAUAGGAUUGAAAAAGACUUGGAUGAAGGACAGCCAUGCGAGCAAGCAGGGUUUCGAAAAGGAUUCAGCACGAUUGACCACAUUCACACUGUUUCGAAACUCAUCGAGGUAUCAUGA
Messenger RNA from Necator americanus (New World hookworm), 615 nucleotides. RefSeq lists its product as uncharacterized. The coding region runs from base 1 to 615 and encodes 204 amino acids. The record is from RefSeq and is a predicted model, not a curated record. Lineage: Eukaryota; Metazoa; Nematoda; Chromadorea; Rhabditida; Ancylostomatidae. The transcript has a single exon.